Messenger RNA from Moneuplotes crassus, 775 nucleotides. The record is from the annotation of a GenBank genome assembly. NCBI's taxonomy places the organism in Eukaryota, Ciliophora, Spirotrichea, Euplotida, Euplotidae.
AUGCUCAGCUUAGUCCAAAACAAGACUCUCGAUGCUCUCGAAUAUGCCCUGCUUAUUAUUGAGCAAUACGACGAAGAAUUCCAACAGAAACACAGAAAGGAAGAGAAUGAAGAGAACACCAAGGAAGGUCAAGGAAAUUCCAGUGAUUUUGAGUCAAGGUUCAAUGACGUCAAAUCUUCCUGCAGGGAAUUAUUCAAUCUCCAAAGGCAAAGGGCGGUGAACCUCGUCACCAAAAAUUCAGUGUACAAGUAUGCUGACGAAAAGGUUGAUUUCAACCAGAGAUAUAAUGACUCAGUUGAAUUCACCGAGAAUGUUUACAAGAGUUUUAGCACUCAAAUAGUGGUGCCUCUCCAAGAGAAUGUAGUCUUCAUGUAUGAUACUUCACGAGAGAAGGCUUCUCUAGUAAUCAAAAACCUUCAAGAUAGUCUUAUUUCUCAGGUUAUCCUUCAGAGAUUUACCAGUGCGAGGGUUACACUCAGUCAAAAUUGGAUGAAACUCGACUUUAACGAAGAUGGUAGAGUCACCAUGACUGACAUCACCUCCACUUUCUUGAGCAUCAAAGAUAUCCUUGUUCAAUAUAGAUAUUUCAAGGAGGCUAUGGAACUCCCCCAAACUUUCAGACAAAAGGCACUUGGUUACAUUCAAAGUGAAAAAUCUGGUGAAAAUCAUGAGGUCGCUAAAAGACUAAAUUCUGACUCGUCCAAUGAUUCUACUAAAUCUAUCGAACUGGCAAACCUAAAUGAAAAAGAUGAUUAGGUAACUCUGAUGACGUCAA